This is a messenger RNA of Trypanosoma conorhini, 1122 nucleotides long. Its product is annotated as protein G6. The record is from RefSeq and is a predicted model, not a curated record. Gene Ontology annotation, molecular function: catalytic activity. The coding region runs from base 1 to 1122 and encodes 373 amino acids. The transcript has a single exon. Gene Ontology annotation, biological process: carboxylic acid metabolic process. Lineage: Eukaryota; Euglenozoa; Kinetoplastea; Trypanosomatida; Trypanosomatidae.
AUGCGGGGUGGACUUGGGGAGGCCUCCUCCCGGAUUCCGGCCUCAGUGCGGAACUUGAUUCUUUCCGACGCCGCUGGCAAAAAUGUUUGGUUUUGCGGCCCAACUUCACACGAGGUGCUUUCCGUGGACGACCUCCGCGCCCCGCCAAGUCCUGCCGCUGCCUCCGACGCUGAAGCGACAGAGUGGCAGCUUGUUUACGACGUGAUGCGGGUGCGCCAUGGCAGUGUCAUGUUUGAGCGGGAUCAUGUUCAUCGCAUCUACGAGAGUUCUGUGUUUGCGGCCUCUUCGAAGCCCCUCAGCGAUGCGGCGAAGCUGCCGUUUCCUGUUGAAGCUGUGACACAAAACAUCCGCAGUUACAUCCGUGACGAGCAUGAGGGGAAGGAAGACAUAAACCUCAAAUUUUUGGCCUGGCUACCGCCCUGCCCUAACAACUUGGGCGGUGAGGCGGAGUGGCAGAAGUUGUUGUGUGCCAUUCCGUAUACGCUGUACUUUGUCAAGUCCUUCUUUCCUCCGGAGACAUGGUAUACAGAGGGGACCCGACUUUCGCUCUUGUACAACGCCCAGCGACACACACCCAAUGCAAAGAUUGUUCAGGCGCCCCUCCGUUUACGUGCGAAGAAACUCCAGGAGAGCAGCACCGCGUACGAGGUGUUGCUGGUGUGGGAUAAGGCCGCGCACUACCUUGUGCCAGAGGGCUCUCGUUCAAAUUAUCUCCUGGUCACAGAGGACGGUCGUCUGCUCUGCUCACUGGAGAAGGAUAUCCUUUCUGGCAUCACGCUCCGGGCCGUGAAAAGAGCCGCCGCCGCCGCCGGGCUGACGUCCAUCGAACACCGCCCACUGUACGUUGGCGAUCUCUGCACGGCAAGGGCGAUUGCCAUGUUGGGGACAAGCCCUGGCGUCCUUCCAGUGCGGGAGAUUCAAAUGUAUUACGAUGAGGAGAGUAAAAUGAAUUUUAUUUCCGCUCUGGACGACUUCGAGCAGUGCGGGAAGGGGAAAGUGGGAUGUCUGCUGCCGCAAAGAGAGGCUAUUUUGUCUAACGGCGGACGGCUGGCGCUGGACAGUGCCCACAGCAGGACGCUGCAGCAACUACGCGAGGCGUACGAGGCGGAGGCCUUCCGCUGA